UGACAGUAAGUGACAAUCCAGAUGGGUGACAUCGAUGACAUUUGUAGGAGUGUCAAAGAAUUUCCGAAUAACCGGCAUAUUCGGCUACGUGUUUCAUAUUAACAAAAGUUUGAAUAGAAUUGUUUUUGGGCACAUAGACUACAAAAUGGGCGUGUCCAGUGGCGUAUCCUUGGCGCUAUCAUCCAUAUUUUCAGUCCUUCUGUUCUCAGCUAUGCAAAUGUACCGGCCAUUCUUUGCUGCAACGCAAAUCAACACUAUCAUUGGUGGCUUUCUCGGAUCGUGGCUGUUCAUCCUUGCACUGACGGCCGUUUCUAAUAUGGAGUCUGUCGUUCUGGGUUCUGGAUUUCAAGCGAAACUCUUUCCGGAAAUAGUAUUUUGUUUGAUCGGAGCGACAUUUGCUUGCGGAAUGAUUCAUCGUGUAUGUGCGUCGACGUGUUUCAUGUUUUCAUUGCUUGCGCUGUAUUACGUCAAUAGACUGUCGCAGAAGGCACAAAAUGCAACAACAGCGCAACCGGAUGCUCAUACGUCGAAGAAGAAGAGAAAGUGAAGCUUUUGCACAAUUUCUGAACAAAAUUUGUAAAAUUUUACGUAAAGCAAAUCGAACAAAUGCAUUCUGGAAAACCUUGUGAACACUAUAAAGUACUCUCUAAUGGGAGAAAAUACAAUUCUUUUUUGCUACUAAA
Messenger RNA from Bradysia coprophila, 683 nucleotides. Its product is annotated as protein KRTCAP2 homolog. NCBI's taxonomy places the organism in Eukaryota, Metazoa, Arthropoda, Insecta, Diptera, Sciaridae. Gene Ontology annotation, biological process: protein N-linked glycosylation. The record is from RefSeq and is a predicted model, not a curated record.